AUAACCCGCCCCGCGCCGCCGAGGGCAGCUCACAGCUGCUCUUGGUCUGUGAAGGACUAGACAGUCCAGAGUUGCAAGUGGCAUAUUGCAAAUUAUGAGAAAAUAAUGCACCUCAGAAGAGCUCUUGUGAUGCUUCACUUUGGAAUGGCUAAACAAAAGACAGUGUCUAAUCAGUGAAAGCUGCUUGGCCCAUGGUGUGUAUUAUUAAUCUGUGCACGUCCCAGUGCUGAAGAAGUGCUGAAGAUGUGCAGAAUUUUGAAGGAAAGGUGCACACUGAGAAAUCAGGACUGAGACUGGAGUGCCCUGCAGAUGGACUACAGGGAUGCUUGAACUCCACGGAGGCAGACUUCCCGGUGAGGACAGCGCAUGCCAGAGGUGCUGGGGUUGCUGUUGGUGAGAUGAGCUUUCGUGCCUGUUGAGGCAGCCGCGGCGGGCGGCGAGCUCGCUCCUUCCCGUGCUCGCCUGCGUGAUUGACGUUGGCUUCCAAAUCGCUGCAACUGCGCCUGAAGAAAAGCAAAGGAGCAUAAUUUUGCUGAGAGAAUUUUCCUGGCAGGGGAAGGCAUGCAGUGCAGAGAAAUGUGCCAGCCAAGAGCCUGGAAGUGCAAGUCCAGGUGCUAAUGCAAGUUCCACCCAAGCCAUGCCGUGGUGAAGUCCUUUCUCUCCAGCCGCGCCUCGCUCAGCGCACCAGGGUCGGCUGCAAGGGGCUGCCCAUGGCACUGUGGUGGGCUGGGCUGGACUAGUUCCUGCUCUGUCAUUGCUUCAGCUGUCUGAGGAACUGAAGAAGAUUGUAGGGAAGAUGUUGGACUUGAGCUUCCUGACAGAGGAGGAGUAUGAAAAGCUCAUGAAGGUUCUGCAGAGAGAUGCAGAGCUGAAGAAGAAGGACGGGGAUCGCAUCAGGAGGAUACAAGGCUCCAUCAAGGAUGAAAAGAAGAAGAAGUUUGUGACAGGUGAAUGGUUUUCAGAAGUGAAGGCAAAGCGGUUUCAGGAAGACUUAGAGGGGCCGGAUCUACUUCGGGCAUCAAUUAGGAGGAAAAAGGGCAAACUAGAAAAUGAGGCCAAUGAACACAUUGAAAUGGGUCUGGAAAGCAAAGGUGCCCUGAGUCCUGCCUUCCCUGAGCAUGUUGCUGGUGCAGGAGUGGAAAGAUCCAGCACACCUGCUCUCGAAACUGCAGAGCAUCAGAUUUUGCCAAAACCGAAGCCAAGACUUCCUGCCCACUUGUCUGCAUCCCACAAGAGACCCAGUAUACAUGAUGUCUCUUCCUCAGAGAGUGACACUGGAACAAGUCCUUUUGUGACUGCAACAGACGGCUUUCAUUUGUCUAGAAAAGGUCAUGGAGUAUCUCCACUGCCCACCAAGCUUUCAGAGGAUGCUGUGCCUCAGCCCAGCAGUGCAGCUGGAGGAGAAGCUGUUGAUGGGGCCACCAGCACCACAGUGAGGCCAAAAGCUCCACCUGGAGAAGCUUCUGCUCCCAGCAAGAUACCAGUGAAGAGGAAACCAAGCAGAAUCUCCCCCAGAUCUGAAGAGUUUGUGAAUCCCAUGGGGCCAGCAGAGAACAGCCUUGCAAAGAAAGAGCUGCUGGCAAGCCCCAAACCACUGACUACGGAAGGGGAAAGCAGCCAGGCUGGGAAGCAAGGCGUGAACUACACGAUCUCAUCAAUGAGUAACAAAGAGGAGGAUAUCGGCCUCGAUCGAGAACACUUCAAGAACCUGAAGGACUUUUGGGAGAAGGCAGCAGAUUCCAUGGCAGUGGGAAGCCCACCGACAGACCCGAGCGGGGUGGAGGCAGAUGGCAGGCAGUUCAAGCUGUGCCGCUCGCUCUCUGUGCAGUCUGGGCAAGGCCAGAGCAGUGAAGAAAAACCUGGCACCUUCACCAAAACAAGAGCCCCCUACAAAAGGACAAUAACUUUGUCUUCUAGCGAGGAGGAACCGAGCUAUGUCGCUCCUGCAAGGAAGGGCUCGGUGUCCGUCACUCCCAGAUCCACGUACGCCAAGAGCAAAGGCGGCCUGCUGGCAAGAAAUAACUCGCUGAGCGAAAGCAAUGGGAAGCUGCUGAUGCCAGAGGAAGAGAAGGUGGCACAGCGCUGCUCCAAGAAAUCCAGAUUGCCUGUGCGAGCACCUUCCGUCAAAAACGAGUCGCCUACCAAGGAAGUGUCUGGCAGCACGUUGGAGCCGGAGACGCCUACGGAUGAGCUGAUCGUGGCAGAAGAGCGCAAGCCCACAGAGAGGUCCCUGGCGAGCAGGGUGCAGAUAAUGAUCGAGCCUGUGCUUACAGAUGGUGAAAACGGUGAUGAGAAAGAUGAAAGACCUGAUUUGAGCACUCAUGACAACAUGGAAAUAAGUGGAGAGCUACCGGAGGGGAAAACGCGCGAGUCUUCAGACAAGCCAACACCUGGUGAACCUUCUGGAGAGAGAGAAGCCGUUCAGGGAACAAACUCAGCUGUUUACUCAGAGGAAGAUGGGGAUCAUUCUCCUGCUGCUCAGGCGUUGGCCCGAGCAAAUAGCAUUAAUCUUGCAAAGAGCAUGGUGAACAUUUACACAACCACAGAGACAUACAAUAAACCUCAUUUGAUACCCCAUCAGUUGCUUGAACCUGAAAGAGUCAAAGAGCUGAGCAGAUCCUCUCCUGUCCUGUUGUCUGAGACUGAGUCAGACACGGCUUCGGAAAUCAGCUUCCAGUUCAACAAGCACAAAAAGACGCCAAGCGUUGGCAGCCACUCGUCCGACAUGGCUUCUGUCUCCUCGGUGAGUGGCAGUGUGCUCAGUGUCUACAGCGGCGAUUUUGGGAGUGUGGAUGCCCAAGGUACUGUGGAAUUUGCUCUAGACUAUGACGAGAAGAACCGGGAGUUCCAGGUCCAUGUGUCCCAGUGCAAGGACUUGGCUGUAGUGGAUGAGAAGAAAGGCAGAUCUGACCCGUAUGUUAAAACUUACCUGCUCCCAGACAAAGCCAGGAUGGGUAAGAGGAAAACUUCAGUGAAGAAGAGGACGGUGAAUCCUAUUUACAAUGAGGUGUUACGGUAUAAAAUAGAGAAAAUGGUAUUGCUGAUCCAAAAAUUAAAUCUGUCUGUUUGGCACAAUGAUCCACUGGGACGUAACAGUUUCCUGGGAGAGAUCGAAAUAGACUUGGCCAGCUGGGACUGGAGCAACAGGAAACUCAACUGGUACCCACUGAAGCCCCGGAGCCUGUCUGCUGUUAACGGUGUGGAUCAUCGAGGAGUGAUGAGUUUGUCUAUUAAGUAUGUCCCCCCUGGAAGCCUAGGUCCAAAGAAUCCUCCCUCUGGCGAAGUUCACAUUUGGGUCAAAGAUGUCAAGGACCUGCUGCAGUUGCGUCCUUCUGGAGUUGACUCCUUUGUGAAAUGCUACGUGCUUCCAGACACCAGUAAGAAGAGUUACCAAAAGACCCGAGUCAUAAAAAGAGACACAAACCCUGUUUUCAAUCACACUAUUGUGUAUGAUGGCUUUCAUACAGAGGAUCUAAAGGAUGCUUGUGUUGAACUGACUGUGUGGGAUCACGAAAAGCUUACCAACCAUUUCCUUGGAGGAAUCAGGCUGGGCCUUGGGACAGGUUUGAGCUAUGGCAUCUCUGUGGACUGGAUGGACUCCACACAAGAGGAGGUGGCCUUCUGGCAGGAGAUGAUGUUGGCAGCCAAUGAAUGGAUCGAGGGAUUGCUGCCACUGCGCUCUCUGGCAGGGAGGAAAAAACUGAAAUAACCUAUAGUUUGUGCCAUAGAAAUGCUGGAUGUGUUCACUAGAAUUAGGAAAUUUCCUGCACCUUGGAGAUAGAGACCAUCCAUGGGGCUGCAAGUGCCAGGUUAAUAAGGCAAUUGAUGGACAACACCUUGGAGAUGUUAGUGUUAAGUACUAAUUCGCUGACAGAGGACAUGGAAGAUGCCAGACUGAUGCUAUACUUGAUUUUGACCAAGAAGAAACUUAAUUUGCCCUUUUAUUUCAUCAUUUGUAUUCAGUAUAUUUGAAUUCCAUUAAGCUCCGGGAACACUGGCAGAAGGAAAAGGAGAUAUGGAUGCUUUUGGGUUUUUUUCCUGUUUCUUGUGCCAUUUUUUUUCCCGUGCAGAGAUGUAGUUGUACUAAAGCAGCAGCGUGGUAUUAUUCAUACUCCCUGCAAGUGGUACACUUUGUACUUGAUGUACAAUUGCUCUGAGCCACCAGCAGCACAGUUUGAGAAGGGGAGCUUUGCAUUUGUCGUUGGUGAUAACACGUCUCUAACGUGAGGAAAAUUGAGUUCCAAGGUGGAUCUAAAGAAAGAGAGGACUAUUUGAAGAAGCAAAUGAAGCAACCUGAGUAGGAUGACAAUGAGGAAUUCAAUAUAAUAAUUUCUUUAUGCUUUAAUCUGAAAGAGUGCAGUGAUGGUCCUACAGCUAGUGGGAUUUUGCAGGCAGGGGCUGUUUUCCUAGCUUUCCCACAGGCUUCCUCAGUGACCUCAGGCAAGUUUCUCUAUUGAAGGGACAGUUUGAGUGCAAUAUAAACUAAAGUGUUUGCCCAAAUGUAAAUACAGUUACAAUGGUAAUGGGCCUAAUUGCAGCUUUGCAAUGCCUUGUGUGCAAAACAUUUCAAUAUGAACUAAUGACAUAGGAAACAGUCUCAUGUCAGCCUGGCACCAUGAGUCAGGAAUGAAAGGUCAAAACCACGCUGGAAGGCAGGAGAUGUUGGGGGCUGUUGGGAGCUGGUGAGAGAGGUAAGUAGGGGUGAGUGAAUGUGAGGGGGAACUGCAGAGCUACAUUUGCCUGGGAGGUCUCCUUCCUCUACAUCCCCUGUUGCCCUUCUAGUCUUCCUUUUACCUGAUGCCUGUCAGUGACUUGUCCGUGGCUGGAAUUUCCUUUUUGCCAGUAGCUUGCAAAAAAACCCCUUUGCAUCUGGCACAUUGACCGUGGCAGAGUGGUGUUGUGAAUAUAUUUUGAAUUGCAGCUUUGUAAUUUCUAUUUUGGAUGUACAUAUUGUGAUUAAAUAGAAUGUUUUUCUUUAGUCAUCAACUGGUCUCCUUGUCCCUAUUGGUCUGAGU
Molecule: messenger RNA, 5015 nt
Organism: Chiroxiphia lanceolata (lance-tailed manakin)
Lineage: Eukaryota; Metazoa; Chordata; Aves; Passeriformes; Pipridae
Product: synaptotagmin-like protein 2
Exons: 19
Coding region: 797-3709 (970 amino acids)
Biological process (GO): intracellular protein transport; exocytosis
Cellular component (GO): plasma membrane; exocytic vesicle
Molecular function (GO): small GTPase binding; neurexin family protein binding
Source: RefSeq, a predicted model, not a curated record